This is a messenger RNA of Punctularia strigosozonata HHB-11173 SS5, 765 nucleotides long. RefSeq lists its product as uncharacterized. The annotation marks the transcript as partial. The record is from RefSeq and is a predicted model, not a curated record. NCBI's taxonomy places the organism in Eukaryota, Fungi, Basidiomycota, Agaricomycetes, Corticiales, Punctulariaceae. The transcript has 2 exons.
AUGACUACAGAGCAAAAAAAGGUAGCUGCCCUUCAACACUUGAAAGAGGGCGGAAAGGUGCUAGCUAUUGGGCGUGGUAAUCAGCCAGCAUCAAUGCUGUUGACACUGUUAGACCACGUAGCAGGUCAUGUCCAGGGAUCCAACACUUCACGAAAAUAUCAACGCAAUGAGAUCAAGGCUAUGAUCUACCAUUUCGGGCCAUUUGUGGCGUUCGUUACCAUAAGUCCGGUGGACUUCAAAAACCCGGUAUGCUUGUAUUACUGUGGUGUGAUUAUUGACCCCUUUAACGGUAGUGAGGCAUUACCCGACCAAAACCAGCGUUUGCGCGCUAUUGCCAAUAAUCCCACUGCCUGCGCACGGUUUUUUCACUUCAUGGUAAGAAUAUUUAUCGAGGUUCUUCUGCGCCCUGGUAGUGGUGGUGGUUUGUUUGGUGAUACCGAUGCGUACUAUGGUACUGUUGAGUCUCAGGGUCGACUAACACUGCAUUUGCAUAUGCUUAUAUGGGUUAAGGGAAAUAUUAGCCCACAACAAAUACGAGACCGUCUGACUAGCAAAGACAUUGCCUUCCGUGAUCGCUUUGUAUCAUGGCUGGAGGGUUUCCAUCAAGCUGAGCUGAACACAGGGACUUCAGUCGAAGUGGGACAGCGGAUACAUCGGAGAUAUUCCGCAAUAGAUAGUGACAUUAACAUGGAUGGUUACGAUGGUGACUCAAUGGGGCUCUCUACCGAUCCUACUUUAAGUCUUCCAACUGGCCCUCCCAACACU